Molecule: messenger RNA, 1995 nt
Organism: Pantherophis guttatus
Lineage: Eukaryota; Metazoa; Chordata; Lepidosauria; Squamata; Colubridae
Source: RefSeq, a predicted model, not a curated record
AUGUCUCAGCGGGAGAAGACACGCUUCGGACAAGCUAAAUACACCCCCCGGGCUGGGUUUUCUGGAAUCCCCCCACGAGCAUCGCCCAGCAUCUCGGAUGCUGACAGAAGACACAGAACGGAGAGUUGUAACGGGCAGGCCUGCCUAUUAAAUUCUGUUGAUGCAGACCUCACAUUUUCCUGGCUGCAGCUCCUGCGGUUACGGGGUAGCGUGCGAGAAGCCAAGUUCCUCAUCUCGGAGGGUGACCAGGAGCGGCUGCCAUGCCCGGCCGAGUGCCCCCCCCACGAACACGGCCGCCUCCUGUGUGCCUCCGACGGGAAGUUUUACGCGUCGCCCUGCGCCUUCCAGGAAGCCAGGUGUGAACGUCCCAAUCUGCAGGUGUGGCCUCGUUUCCGCUGCAGAGGAGCUGCCCAGCGGGAUAACAACAGUGCCAAUCUGACUCGUUGCCAAGAAGACCGAGCGGCUGCCCUCGCCAAAUCCCGGCGCCAGAGCCACGCCCUGUACGUGCCCGAAUGUAGUGAGAACGGCGCCUUCCUGGAGGUCCAGUGCCAUAAACAGACCGGGUAUUGUUGGUGCUCUACCCCGGAAGGCAAGCCCAUCGCGGGAACGUCUGCCCUGAACCAAGCGCCCAAUUGCACAGGAAUGGAUUCAGCGGGAACUUCAUGGCAAGAUGCCCAUUCUUCUAAGCGAGAGGAAGGCGUCGCCCCCCGGCCUACUCAGCCAAGCCCCGGGCCCCACAGGCAGCCAGAAGGCACCACCCUGCCUUUCCUGAUUCCCAUCAUCCUUCCGGAUUUCAAGACCAACCACACGGCGAAACCGGCUCAAGAAUACCCGCCGUCAUGCGAACAGGAACGGCGGGAAGCCAUCCACCAGGCCCGCCAGCACCAACAGGAGGGCACCUUCAUCCCGGAGUGCGAAGGCGAUGGCACCUACAAGGAGGUGCAGUGUCACCAAGCCACAGGCUACUGCUGGUGCGUGCGAGUGGUCAGCGGCCGGCCCAUCCCAGGGACCUCCACCCGAAACUUUCCCCCGGACUGCGAAGCUGAUACGGCAACCAAGAGCACGGAAAUAGGGUCCCUGUUCCGAGAUCGUAUCCUGCCAGGUUGUCCCGGGUCAAAGAAAACACAGUUCCUUACCCAACUGAUCAAAGCCUUGAGUUCCCACAUGCUGCAGUCGAGGCUGAUGACCAUUCCGUACCGCAGGUUUCCGGAUUCCUUGGCGGCCCCCAGCCUGGAAGACCGGGCCGUGCGCUGGCAGUUCACCCACUUGGACCGAGACUUCAGCAACGGCCUGAGCGAGAGGGAGCUCCGUCCCUUCAAGCUGUACAUGAAGCAAAACGCCCGGCCCAAACGUUGCGUCCGGAAGUUCCUGGAUUACUGCGAUCUCAGCGGCAACAAGUUGAUCUCACUGCCCGAAUUCAGAGGCUGUUUGGGGCUCAGCUAACCCUCCGGUUUUCUCUCCCCAAAAUGGCAAAUCUCUCUCCGUCUCUCUCUCUCUCUCUCUCUCCGAGUUCCUGCCUUCGAUUGUUGACCGACCCUCUGCACUUUAUAAAAAGGUGGACUGGAUUUUCUGCCAAGAAUUACGAGGAUUUUUUGGGGGGGGCGGCAGCAGGGAAGAAGGAGCAGAAUUGGUGACGGCAAAGCCCACCCACUCUUUUUCUUUUCCUGUUUUUGCCUCCUUUCGCUUUAAAAAUGUAGAUUAAAAAGGGGCUGCGGUAAUCCGCGGCCUUCCUAGAUUUUGUUAAUAAUAAUGAUUAUUUUAAUCCUCGCUUUAUUUGUACGGUGUCCUUGGAAAGGGAAAAAUCUGACCAGUGAUGGCCUUUCUCUGAGCGGUUUUAAAAAGAUGUAUGUUUUGGGAUAUUAUUUUUUUUAAUAAAAGGGCGAUUCGUCUUCUUAAGCCCCUGGCGCUGGGGAAAAAAUAAGCCGAAUUUUAGAACCAACUCUAGUCUUAUCUGCGUGGGCUCUUUGAAUCAAUAAAUUAUAUACAAGGAAGAAA